AAGGGACGGCCUGCGGGGGGAGGAGCCUUCUGGCAGACAGCAGGACAGACUGAAGGACAAACAAGCAGAGGAGAAAGAGAAAGUGGACUGGAAGUCGAUCAGCAAAGAAAAGAACAAACAACUCCACCUGAGUAGGGAUGGCCUCGUCGAUGGUGGCACGGCGGGUCCUGGCUGCUGCAUCACACGGCCAGGAGGGAGGAGCAAAGACCUGGAAGAUCCUGUCGUUCGUGGUGGCCUUGCCGGGCGUGGCUGUAUGCAUGGUCAAUGCUUACCUGAAGAUGACCUCUCACUCCCACGAGACACCAGAGUUCAUUCCAUACUCGCACCUGCGCCUUCGCACCAAGCCCUGGCCCUGGGGUGAUGGAAACCACUCUCUCUUCCACAACUCUCACACCAACGCCCUGCCCACUGGUUAUGAGGACAGUCACCACUGAGAACAGCGCCACCUGGUGUGCAGGAUUAACUUUGCACCCUAAACCCUGUUCCUGCUCUGAGUGCUCAGCGGCUCAGCUUCUGAAUGACACAAAUAAACCACGUGUCUUUUUAUAAACAUGAAUAUAAUGUGUUUAACACAAAUAUAUAAUAAAUAAUCAUUCUAA
Astyanax mexicanus (Mexican tetra) is the source of this 599-nucleotide messenger RNA. RefSeq names its product cytochrome c oxidase subunit 6A, mitochondrial. Gene Ontology annotation, cellular component: mitochondrial inner membrane. Gene Ontology annotation, biological process: mitochondrial electron transport, cytochrome c to oxygen. The record is from RefSeq and is a predicted model, not a curated record. The transcript has 4 exons. Lineage: Eukaryota; Metazoa; Chordata; Actinopteri; Characiformes; Acestrorhamphidae. Gene Ontology annotation, molecular function: enzyme regulator activity. The coding region runs from base 138 to 434 and encodes 98 amino acids.